CCCUCCUGUGUGACAGCGGAGGCAGCUGUGACCGAACUGACGGGCGGAGGUACCAUCUUAAACCCAUAGAUACAGCGCAGGUAUUCCGUAAAUGGAGUAGCACCCACCCUGAGCUGGGCGCGGCAAACCUAUCUGUUUCCGAUCACCAGGACCGACUCCUUCCUCAUCUGCCCGCGAGGCGCGAUACACAGCAGAGAGCACCAGCAACGAAAUGGCACAGAGGAGCGCCUGGUGGCCGAGGACAAAUGGCCCUCUGCACUAACGGCCGGACUGUACGAGACGGUAGCUGUACCAGCGAGGAUCAGCAUUGAUGCAGGGCGCACCACUGGCUGAAGGAUCCGGCUGUUACCCUAACUACCCUGUCCCGCGCCACCAUUCCUUCCCCUUGACUUGCGGCUCUCCACUCGAACCCAACCCUCUCUGGUGAGCAGUGCCCAGAAGCAGGAACGGCUGUAGACAGCUUGGAAUUUUUUUUUUUGUGUUUAUUAAAAGCCAGCACAGGCGAGGCUGGCUCAUGCUCCAAACAAUCACUGCAAAAGAUUUCCUGACCAGGGGGCCUACCCGAAAGUGACACAUUUCCUCUUAGCCGAGGGUGAGUGGCUGACACCCAAGGCUGCCAAAGUACAGAAAGCAAAGUCAGCUCUCAGCGCACACUCACACAGAGGAGAGAGAGGAGGAAGAAUUGGAAACGACUGGAUUUCCGAUAAUUUACUGUCGGAGUAAGGGACCUGAGGGUACGACUAGCCCUCCAUUUCACACUUGGUGCAACCCUCUCCUUGGAAGAAAUGGGCAGAUAGGAUCGAAGCCACUUCUCCUGAUGAAACAUCCAAACUGAGUCUAUAAGUGUCCUCUAGGAUGAAUGUAAAAGAUACUGUGAUUACUGUCGCAAAGGUUGAUGGAGUUGGACUGACAGAGCCGGGGUUCUGGGGGGGAGGGGGGUGGGGGAAGAAGAGGAGGCGAGCAGCAACGCUGGGAAGGCAGACAGAGAGAGAGAGACAUGGUGCGGCGGACCAACGUGAUCGUCUGGGGGGUGCUGCUCUUCAUCGGCUGGAACCUGCUCCUGCUCUUCUUCCUGCUGGGCCGGCCGCCGCCGUCCGGAGGAGGAGGGGGAGCAGGGGACACCGACCCGGAGCAGCUGACCCGCGAGGUGGUGCGGGUGGCCGAGGAGGUGGAGGCCGAGCUGGAGAACCAGAAGCGGCUGCUGCAGCAGAUCCAGCGGCACCGGGGCCUGUGGCGGGGGCGGGCUAAGGCUCCCACUGCCGCCCGUUCCUCCCUCCCGGGGGGCAGCGAGGCGCAGGACGCGGCGGAGGAGGUGCUGCCGGUGCUGGUGAUCGGCUGCGACCGGCCCACCAUCCGGCGGUGCCUGGACAAGCUGCUGCAGUACCGUCCCUCCAAGGAACUUUUCCCGGUGCUCGUGAGCCAGGACUGCGGCCACGAGGAGACGGCGCGCGUCAUCGCGUCGUACGGCGACCAGCUCGUGCACCUGCGCCAGCCGGACAUGUCAGAGCCGCGCGUGCCGCCCGAGCACCGCAAGUUCCGCGGCUACUACAAGAUCUCGCGUCACUACCGCUGGGCGCUCAACCAGGUCUUCCGCAACUUCCGGUACCGGGCCGCCGUCGUGGUGGAGGACGACCUGGAGGUGGCGCCCGACUUCUUCGAGUACUUCCGGGCGCUGCUGCCGCUGCUGCGCCGCGACCCGAGCCUGUGGUGCGCCUCGGCGUGGCACGACAACGGCAAGGAGCAGAUGGUGGAGUCCGGGAGGCCCGAGGCGCUGUACCGCACCGACUUCUUCCCGGGCCUGGGCUGGAUGCUGCUGAGCGAUACCUGGGAGGAGCUGGAACCCAAGUGGCCCGACGCCUUCUGGGACGACUGGAUGCGCGGGCCGGAGCAGCGGCGCGGGCGCGCAUGCGUGCGGCCCGAGGUCUCGCGCACGGUGACCUUCGGCCGGCGCGGGGUCAGCAACGGCCAGUUCUUCGACCAGCACCUGCGCUUCAUCAAGCUCAACGACCGCUUCGUGCCUUUCCGCCGCCUCGACCUGUCCUACCUCAGCCGGGAGCUGUACGACCCGGCCUUCGCCCGGCAGGUGUACGGCUCUCCGGCCGUGCGGGUCGACGAGCUGCAGCGGGGCGAGCGCACCGAGCUGCGCCGGGUGCGGGUGCAGUACUCGUCCCGGGACACCUUCAAGGCCUUCGCCAAGGCGCUCGGCGUCAUGGACGACCUCAAGUCGGGCGUGCCCCGCGCCGGCUACCGCGGCGUCGUCAGCUUCAUGUACCGAGGCCGCCGCGUCUACCUGGCGCCGCCCCAAGACUGGACCGGAUACGACCCCACCUGGAGUUAGCACACCCACCCAAAAAAAAAACCCCCCUUUUUCCCCCCCCCCCCAGCCCUUCUCUGCCUCUUCCCCAAAAUACCCGCUUCCUUCAUAGCCCCAUCCCUGUCUCUGUCAGGGAGAUGUCAAAGCUGGAGUUGUUUGGGGGGUGGGUGUUGUUGGUGUUUCAACCCUGGGAUAUCAGACUGCCGUCUGUUAGGAAUGGGGAGGGGAGGAGUGUUUGAACGAGUUGUAAAUCUGCGCCCCCCCCCCCUCACCACCACUUUCCCUUUGAUUCAGUAAGAUGAGGAAGGUUUGCCAACUUUGGGAAGCCAGACUGCUGCUGACCGGGGGGUGGGGGCUUCAACUAGUUGUGAAUCUGUCCCUUUCCUCGAUUUGAUGGGGAAGGGAAGGUUUUCCAAUUUGCAAGAUUAGGCUGCUCACUGGGGGGGGGGGGGGGGUUAUGCUAAUGUCAGUCUGUCCCCUUCUCGAUUUGGUGAGGGGGUGGUGUGGGUUUCACGUUUGGGAGAUUAGACUGCUGGCUGGGGUGAGGGUGGGGUCAGAACUAGUUGUAAAUCUGUCCCCUUCACGAUUUGGAAAGGUUUUCAAGCUUGGGCAAUUAGACUGCUGACUGGGGAGGGUUAUAACUACUGUAAAUCUCCCCUUCUUGAUUUAGUGGGGUGAGUUUUCAAACUUUGGGGAUUAGACUGCUGACAGUGGGGUUUAGAACCCACCUCGAUUUUUGACUCCAGUGUCCUCUUGCUGGAGGAAAGGAAUCUGACAGGGAUGGUUUUGGACUGACCUCCUGAAUGGAGUGAGAGGGAGGGCAGGGGUGGGCUGUGUCCCAGAGACCGACAAAUACAAGCUGAGGGUCUUACUCGUUGAAAAUGGACAUUGGCUUUGGGGUUUAGUGGUUGACUCGCCUAGUUAGGGGCUGCCUUUGUCUGAUUCACUCAACUGCAGUGUCUUUGAAGAGUCGUCAUUGAUGACCAGUACUGAAUUAACCCCUGCUCACUCUGUCCUCUUACCCCACUUCCCCGAAACCUGUCGUUAAUCUGGAGUCAGAACCACAUAAAAUAAGCUUGAACUCCACACACUAUCACAAGUAACAUGGCAUGGGGUAGCCUCUUGCAAGGAGUGAUAGAUGGUGUUACUAUCAUUUUGUAUGCUCAGAAUCCACGAAGGUGGAACAAUUUCAGCCCUUGGGAGAGAAGGGUGUUUGAAUACUUGUGUAGUGAGCUGCUAUCCUGGGGCAGAGAGGGAGUCCACCCAAAUUUCCUUCUAUAUAUUUCCCUCUCUGUUUUUCUUCCCUGAACCCCACCCCCUGACAUGUUCUACACCCAACCCAGGCAAAACAUAAUUGGGGGGAGGGAGUAAAAACUAAAAUGUACCUAAAGGAAGGUGCUGAGGACAGCAGUACAUUUUGACCUGAAUUAUUCUCUGCCCCACUGCACCCAGCUAAACCAAAGCCUGAUGUCCUUGACACUGACAUCAGUGCAGGAGGUUCAGCCCUCACCCUUAUGGUCACUUCACCUCUCCAAAACGGAAACAGUCUGUCAACAAGAAGGUUUAAGGAAAGACACACUGGAUAUUGCAGGAGCCAAUGUUUUAUCAGUCAGGAUAUUUUUGGGCAGUUGGGCACCUGGUUGGAAAAUCAUGGGACAGUGCCAGUGUAUAAUGUGACACCAUUGAAUGUGAAUGACAUACAAAAAUCAGACAGCUGCCUGGGGUCCUUUGCUCAGACUCCAGCUGGCCUCCCUAAUGUGAAGCAUCCCCCCCUCCCCCGACAUUGAGAGAAAGUCCUUUCAUCACCCAUGGGUGCUUAAAGUGAUAAUCCUCAUUCUGACCUCCAUCUGAGUGGCUGGGUGACAAAGGGCACUCACUACAAUUUUUAUUUUUAUUUCACAAAUUUAUAUAUAUAUAAUAUAUAUAUAUGGGCAGAGAGUGUGCUUUCCCCAUUUACACUUUGUGUAUUUUGAGCAAUUUCUAUAUUUUUAAAAAAAUUGUCCAUUUAAAUUGGGGGAAUGUUACUACCCACCCACCUCGCAGAAAGACUUCCAUCCGUCCCUUUGACAAUCCUGGGUUGGGGCUGAGGCAGAAGGGAAUGGCAGCAGUUGUAAAUAAGUUUAAAUACACAUCUAUAUAUCUUAUACAGCAUCUAUUUCUAGACCUGGGAUGUUUGUUAUAUGUGACUUUUUUUUCUCAAUGAAGCUGUGAUUGACUUGCUAUGAUCUCAUUAAACACAAGAUGUUUGUAUGUUUUACAAUAAUCCCUCUGGAUUUAAAUGGAACUAUUUUUCUGUGGGUUCUGCUGACAGGCAGCAUGCAUCAAAUAAGAGAGGGGAAGGGGAGGGAAAUCACUAUAUAUUUUUAUCCCACCUCUCCCACCCACACAUACAACUUGGUAUUGGCAAAAGCAAACCAAAUUGAUUGGGUCUUGGGUGGAAAGAAGGAGCUAAGUGAAUUUGUGUGGGGGAAGUGAGGUAGGGAAGGGGUUAAUUGGGAUUGAGAGUAUUCUUAUGGAAAUUUACAGAUGAUAUGUUAUUGAGCCAACUUAUUUUUUUAAACUAUACUGGGAUGGGUUUCUUUUUGGUUGGGCACAGGUAGGGUUACAAGAGAUGCUACAUCCACCAGUGUGCUGGUAGCUGGUGAGGCCUCGAUGAUUGGGUUCUGCCAACACUGCUGCUGCAGGAUGCUAGCUUGACCUUCCUUGGGGAGGGUUGCCAAAUCGUACAGAAUUACCAUUGGAGUCUCCAAGGAAUUAGAGAUUCAUCUCCCUGUGAGCCACCCAACAGAGAAAACCUUGGACAAGCAAAACUGUUUGAAACCCUUUUUCUUUAUCUAAGGUAUUGCGAGUGGGUCUUUUCUUUAUUGCAUUAAGGUUUAUGGUGGUGGUGGGAGUUACUCUGAUUUUUUUUUUAAACUGUGGAACAAAAAAGUACCAUGUAGUUGGAAAUCUUCAGUCAAAGCAGAGGAGUCCUGCUCCGAAAAUGAUCAGGUGGCAGGAAACGAGAUUGCAGGCUCAAAGGUUGUCUGCCUUGAAGAUAAACAAUCAAAUACUAAUCUGAUCUUCACCUUCGCCCUGCAACCUAUUUCCAAAGGUUUGCCUCGAACACCUUAGGUUUUUCUUUCAAAAAAACUUUUGCCCUCCUGUGAUAUUCUAGACAGUGCCAUCGAGAUUAAUCUUCAAUUCUCGGAGACUCCAGUACUGGCAUCCCUUGGUUUAUGAAGCCAGUAAUUGGGUGACAGUUGUUGCGAGGCCUGGUUAUUUGGGUGUUGAUUUGUCUACAGGAGUGCAGGCUCACGCCGCUUCCAAAUCAGCAGGUUUACUGUGUAGCCAGGACAGGAUGGAUAGUUUGGACUGGGUUAGAAUGGACAAGGGCGAUGCUAAGGGGAAGGGAAUUCAACACUGGAUUAGAAGGUGGGUAAAGCAAUCCCCUCCACCCAUUUCCCUGUUCGUGAUCUUCACUGCUGGCAAGUGCACGACAGGUGAGGGCACCCAAGGUUGAAAAGCCCACUAACCCAUGCUAUCUAGGGUUGUGGAUGCAGAGGAGAUGGGAUUUCAGACUGGGCACACAUGGAGUCCACAGGUACAACAAGUUCAAAGGCCUUGGUGAAUCUUUACAUUGGGAUUUCCACCAUGUUUAUAGUCGGGGGAACAGGAAGCUGAACGGGCAAAGACCAAUUUGCUAAGACUGCCCUGAUCCUCACCUUCACUGUGCAGCCUGGUUCCAAAUUUCCUCGCCAUUUAUAAAUUUUAGAAUUAAACGAAAGUACACACUGCCUUUGUAGAGGAGAAACUCUUUUAAGGGUGCUGAUUUUUCUUAAAAAAAGGCAAAGAACCAAGGAAACAGGUCUGGGAUAAAUGAUGCCAAGGGUCAUCUUUUUCUAUUGAGGUGUAAGUUGAUAUGCCCCUGAGAUUGGUAACUUUUGAACUAGCACAAAUGACAGCCUGUGGGUUUCUGGCUUUGUUACAAUUUAAUCCAUUCUGACCACAAGUUCAUGCCUUGAACUCACACUGUUUCCUCAAAUCUGUUUAAAGACAACUUGCUGAGGCGUGUGAUAAUACAGGCUCUGAAAGGAUGUGCCCCCAACACUCUCCCAGCCUUUGUAAGGGGAGUUAAUUCUGCAGGAGAUACUGAUUGGGUGUUUAUUAUUAUUUUCUCUCCCCCACUAUUUUGUUACUUGUGUGACUUUUUUUUGAAAUAAUAAAAAAACUGUUCUUUGUCCUA
Messenger RNA from Rhincodon typus (whale shark), 6539 nucleotides. RefSeq names its product alpha-1,3-mannosyl-glycoprotein 2-beta-N-acetylglucosaminyltransferase b (gene mgat1b). The transcript has 3 exons. Gene Ontology annotation, cellular component: Golgi apparatus. Gene Ontology annotation, biological process: protein N-linked glycosylation. NCBI's taxonomy places the organism in Eukaryota, Metazoa, Chordata, Chondrichthyes, Orectolobiformes, Rhincodontidae. Bases 998 to 2338 code for a protein of 446 amino acids. The record is from RefSeq and is a predicted model, not a curated record. Gene Ontology annotation, molecular function: alpha-1,3-mannosylglycoprotein 2-beta-N-acetylglucosaminyltransferase activity.